UAUAUGUUUUUGUCUUCUGAACAUUGCCCAUUUUUGCUGAUGGGUGACAAAAGCGGAGAUUUGGACAUAAAAGCAGCAUACAAAUUGUCUCAACGUCCUGACUUUAAUUAACUGGGCUACACAAGCCGGUGCAGAGGUAUCACACAUAUCAGCUGUGCAAUCACAACGUAAUAUUUUCUUUUAAAAUAAUGUUGAAAAACCCACAUUUAACUAUGAUUAAGUGCCUUUAUGCAUAGAAAACUGUUUGAAAUAUAACAGACUAAAUAUUUCGAGUUAUUAUUAUAUUUUAUAGAACAACUCGUGGGAAUUUAUCCACACCCAUUACAGUGUUUGGUGAAGCAGAGAGAAAUAUAUCACCAUUAAACUGUUCAGCUUUUUUUUUCAUUUAUUUAUUUUUCAUUUUACACCAAUGUGCCUGUUCGAGAUUUCGCGGCUUGCUGGAAUAAUACGUCAGACUGGGAUUAGGGGAUGUGGGUUGUCCCUGUAAUAUCCAAGCCUAUAUCCUCCAACUCUAAUUCAGUCGGAGCUCAGCUGCGGCUGUUUGGUGUGUUGCCGUCGAGAGGGAGACUGGCCAUUUCGGGCAAAAACCCACACACACUUACCCACAGCUGGAGCGGUUCGCCGUAACAUCUGGACAGAGGUAGAGAGGCGUGUUUUAAUAAAUAAAUACUAGGAUAGGCUUAGAAAUCUUGUGAAUGAGGGAGCGUGUGUUUUUUUUUUUCUUUUCUUUUUUUCUCCCCGGAGCGCUCGUUUCGUUCCUGCAGACUGAUGAAUGAAAACCAGGCGGACACGAGAAGAAAUCAAAAAACCGACCUUGCCACGGGUGAGCGUGGAGGGAUGCUGUGGGUCCAGCUGUGACUGAAUAGACGGAGAGCAUAAAGGAAAAAGCCCGAAGCAGCGAGAGGGAGAAGUUGCGCGGUAUAUUGCGACCAGAUGAGGGAGAUGUUAGUUUGUUGAGGGCAGAUUAACAGAUCCCGAGGACCGAGUGUUGAGACCCCCCACCCCCCACCCCCCCCCCUCCACACAAGACCGGAGGAUGGUCCCCGGGGCCCCCAGCACGACCACCACCAUGCUCCCCGCCUCCGAGGCUGCCAAAAUCUACCAGACCAACUACGUGCGCAACUCCCGCGCCAUCGGCGUCCUGUGGGCCAUCUUCACCAUGCUCUUCGCCAUCGUCAACGUGGUGUGCUUCAUCCAGCCGUACUGGAUCGGGGACGGCGUGGACACCCCGCAGGCGGGAUACUUCGGUCUGUUCCACUACUGCAUAGGGAACGGGCUCACCAGGGACUUGACCUGCCAGGGCAGCUUCACCGAGUUCAGCACCAUCCCCUCCGGCGCGUUCAAGGCUGCCGCCGUCUUCAUCGGCAUGUCCAUGGUGCUGGUCCUCACCUGCAUCGGCUGCUUCGCCCUCUUCUUCUUCUGCAGCACCGGGACCGUGUACAAGAUCUGCGGCUGGAUGCAGCUGGCUGCAGGCACGUGUCUGAUUCUGGGCUGCAUGAUCUACCCGGACGGCUGGGACAGCGACGAGGUGAAGCGGAUGUGCGGCGAAAAGACGGACAAGUACACGCUGGGCGCCUGCUCGGUGCGCUGGGCCUACAGCUUGGCCAUCAUGGGCAUCAUGGACGCCCUCAUCCUCUCCUCCCUGGCCUUCGUCCUGGGCAACCGCCAGGACGGCCUGAUGUCUGAGGAGCUGCUGGGAGACAAGAGUGGAAGUAACGCUAUAUAACUUCUGGUAACCGUAAAGCGGCCACACACACGCACAGUCUUACUGUCUAGACAUACUUCAGGAUCCAGCCUCCUUCUCCUGGUCCACCCUGUGCCUGGGAUGCACAGCGGAUGUGAGGGGAACCAACAGAUCAAAUAAAAGGAAGAAGAAGAAGAGGAGGAGGAGGAGGUCUGCAAGAGUCCACACAGUAUUGUGUUGGAAACAAGGAUGCAUCUUAUCCUCUCUGAACUCCCUCUGUAAAAUAGUCUUCAUAUUCAUCUCAAACUGCCUAUUUUUGCAGCGUGGCGUUUCCUUAAAGACUUUUUCACUGUGUUUUGGUACGUCGCUGCAUCAUCUUACCCUGAAAUCUCCUUCGUGUGGACAUGAAGAAGUCCGCCAGUGCAAAGGUUGAACUGAAAACAGGAAAAAAAAAAGAGAGAAACACUCGUGGAAAAUACGCUCCAGGACUCAAAUCGGACAAACACCACAGAGUGGCGGCCGUUCAGAUCGAAUUAAGUCAAAACAAAUUAACCAUACUUUGACCGACACAAAUAAGGACUUAACAGACUUGAGGUCAAAUCUGUCAGAUCUUCUUUCUCAUCAAGACAACUAACUCUUUGGCUCUGGCACUUUUGAUUUAAAGGAGAGCAAUGUCAGCCGAGACAUGAGGACCGAAGAAAAUUAUAGGCCGGAUAACCGAACAGAGAGACUGCUUUGGUAUAAUUAAAUGUUUGAUGUGAUAGAAUCAAAUGGUAGUCAAUAUUGGUUUUGCUGGUGAGGACUGUGCAAAAACUGAAAGGACAAGUGCACUAAACAGAAGAAAACAUAUGUGGUGUCAAAGUCUAUAAUCUGUGUAUAGCUAUAUGUUGAUUAUGUCCCUGUACUUUUGUCUUGACUUUGAAAUGUACACUUUGACGUGUCAAGCUAUUGAUCCAUUAUUAGUAUGUGCCAUAGAUUAUCUUGUGAUCUGAAUUGUGGAAAAGGGCAUAAGAAAAGCUGUACUGGACUUGAGCUGUUAAUAAUAUUGUUGUAUAUUUUUGUUUCCUGGUAUUCUUCACUGUCUCACAGCUAAAAAAAAAAAAAAAAGUUUGUCAUACAUUAAAAGUGUUGACGUUAGCCAGAAAAAAAGAUAAAAUGAAAGAGUUGGAGCGUUAGCUCGGCUAAGCUAGUUAGACGAAAGGAUGGAUGAUUGAAAAAAGGAAAAAAGUUAGCCUAGCUCUGAGAGGAAACGAUAAAUCCACCUACCGGGGAUUUAACAAUGUCUUUCUUGUUUAGUUUAUUCAACCGCCAUGGGGAAAAAAAAUCGCCAAUUAGACAUAAAAGAGUAUAAAAAAAAACUACAUUUAACCGUUUAGCAUCGGGCUAGUUCUUAGCAGUUGCCAGGCAACCAGAUUACCCCGCUGACCCUCAUCAACCGUAAAUAAUCGUCUCGAGACAUUAGUUUUUCAACUUUU
Mugil cephalus (flathead mullet) is the source of this 3159-nucleotide messenger RNA. RefSeq names its product LHFPL tetraspan subfamily member 3 (gene lhfpl3). Lineage: Eukaryota; Metazoa; Chordata; Actinopteri; Mugiliformes; Mugilidae. The record is from RefSeq and is a predicted model, not a curated record. Gene Ontology annotation, biological process: sensory perception of sound. The transcript has 4 exons. Bases 1037 to 1726 code for a protein of 229 amino acids. Gene Ontology annotation, cellular component: plasma membrane.